UCGGCUUCUACUCGCAUUCCAUCGCUGUAACAACUGUCACUCUAUCUUCUCUCUCUCUGUUCCUUCUUUUUUCCUCUUGCCUUUCUCCCUUCUCUCUCCUCUUCUACUCCUCCUCCCUUCCACUUCCCCUUUUAAACUCCCCCCAUUGACGGCUUCGGGGCUGUCAGGCACCGCCCCAAACAUCACAUCACCACCUCCUCACCUUUCCCCGCGGCCAACUGUCCUCCAGCUGUCCGCUUGCGCAGGGUCCUGUCUCAUUUUGUUUCAAGAUUCCCUGAAGCCUAGCCUAAACCUUCUUGCUCCCCUUCUCUAUGCAGCCGCGGUAGUUCCCUUUAUCUUCAUCCAGUUCCCAGCUCGCUUCCUCUUCUCCUCCUCCUCCUCCUCCUCCUCCUCCUUCUCCCCGGACUGGGCUCACCGACUCCUCUCUACUAUUUCUCCUCACCAUGUCCUCUGCCCAUCAUCCCAAUCAAUCUUACCAGAGUCAUGCUGCUCAUCAUCGGCCCGUCGCGUCAUUCAACCCGGUCGCCGCCGUAACGGCCCCCGCGGGCACGCUUCUUCCCGGCACCAAGGUUCAGGUUGGCAGUCAUCGUGUUGUGGUCGAGAAAUAUCUCUCCGAGGGUGGGUUUGCACACGUGUACGUUGUGCGCCUCCCCCAGGCUGUAGAUGGAUCCGAUCGGGCGGUCUUGAAGCGGGUAGCGGUUCCCGACAAGUCUGCGCUCGCAAACAUGCGGACCGAGGUAGAGACCAUGAAGAAGCUCAAAGGCCACCGUCACAUCGUCAAGUACAUCGAUUCCCAUGCCUCCCAACUUCAGGGAGUGGGAUAUGAAGUGUUUUUACUCAUGGAAUAUUGCUCGGGUGGAGGCUUGAUAGACUUCAUGAACACCCGAUUACAAAAUCGUCUCACGGAGCCGGAGAUUAUCAAGAUCUUCUCGGAUGUGGCCGAGGGGGUCGCGUGCAUGCACUACCUCAAACCUCCCCUGCUGCAUCGGGAUCUUAAAGUCGAGAAUGUGCUUAUUUCUCGCCAUGGAAGCUCCGUUCUAUACAAGCUCUGUGAUUUUGGGUCCACUGCACCUCCUCGUCCCGCGGCAACUUCGGCUGCUGAAGGCCGUCUGAUCGAGGACGAUGUCCAACGGCACACCACCCUCCAAUACCGAAGUCCGGAGAUGAUUGAUGUCUAUCGCAAGCAGCCGAUUGACGAGAAGAGCGAUAUCUGGGCGCUGGGGGUUCUCCUGUACAAGCUGUGCUAUUACACGACUCCGUUCGAAGAGGUAGGGCAAAUGGCCAUUUUGAAUGCCUCUUUCAAGUUUCCGUCUUACCCCCCUUUUUCGGAUCGCCUCAAAGUGUUUAUUGCGUCGAUGCUCAAGGAAAGUCCGCAAAAGCGUCCUAAUAUUUACCUAGUCCUGCGCGAGGCCUGCCAGAUGCAAGGGAAAGAAGUUCCCAUUCAUGAUAUCUAUGCCAAUCGAUCUACCUCCGAAGCACGCCGACACCAGGAACUCCCCCCUUCUCCAGUGGAAGCGCCGCAGUUGGGAGCGGUAUUUUCGCCGCCAAUUCAAGAAACACAAAUCAUCCCAGAGAUCGCUCCGAUGCGUCGCGGGCGACCAACCAAGCCAGACAGCUCCCAGCACAACUCUGCACGACCAAGUCCUUCACCGUUCCGAGGUUCUUCUACAGAUCCAUUCGCUGUGCUGGACGGUGGCUCCAAGUCUCGCAACUCGGCAGAUGAAUUUUCCGAUAGAUUUCCGUCCCUUGCUCAGUUUAAUAUUUUGCAUGAGAAGCGAGGAAAGUUCGAGUUUGAACCUACUGUCACAGAGAACAAGGGCGAUGACGAUGAUCUUGCUCAAAGGCUGACCAACGCCUUGGCUGACGAUGCGUUUGUCAAGCACCCGUCACCCCCUGAGGAGCCAGUAUCGGAACCAGCAAUGAGCAGACGCCGGCAACCUUCUCCCCCGACGGCCAAGUCUGGGGAAGCGCCUAAUAAUCACUAUCACGAUGAGUCUUCUCGACCACCCCAGGCACCUUUAUAUCAACCGGUUCCCCAGAAGCCUACCAUGGUCUCUACUGGCACGAUGACGUCACCGCCUUCAACUCCGGGUCUCGAGAUGAAACCAUCCAGUCGACCGAUUUAUAGGUUCCCAUCCUCGGAUCAGCCCCCCCAAACCGCCGCCGAUAGUGAGAAGAGAAGAUCCCGACACGGAACAGUCCCUUCGCCGAAUGCGUCCGCUUCUAAGCUGGAAGUUGACCCCAGGAUCUCAUCAGAUAGACUCUCGAAUGUGUCAGCAUCUUCCCGACCAUCUCUGGAAGCCCUCCGGCCAUCGCAUUUGGACAUUGACGAUUAUACACAUAGAUCCAAGUCUGCCAACAGCAAAAGCCGUCCAGUAUCCGUCCAUGGGGCCUCCAAGUUCGACCUUCCACGCCAUUCCGAAAGUGCACGAUCGUCCCUGGAUCUGCCGAGGGCCCCAUAUGAAGGCGGAGCACCGCUGCAGCACGCCAGAACCGAGGUGGACUAUGACCGGAACAACAUUUCAUCGGACGUAGAUUAUCUACGGGCCAAGGAAGAGGAAACGAAUCGGAAGCGAGAGAAACGGUACAGCGGGAGCUCGAAACACAUCAAGCGCUCCAGCCUUUCUACGUUGUCUCUGUCAGGCACUAAGAAUCUGUUCGCUGGUCGGUUUGGGGAUGCCUUCCGCCGCUUUGAGAGCAACCAAGAUAGCAAGGCUCAGUCCCCCGCUGCAGAAGAGUUUCCUCGACCUUUUUUGCCUCCGGUUCCUGGAUCUGAGUCAGCUGGGGUGGCCGUGGCGGAGUCUCCGGAUGAUGACGAUGAUGAUUUUUCACCCGAAAUGCGACGAGAGCUGGAGCGCCGGCGUCUCUCUCAGGAAGAGAAACGCGUCGCCAAUGCUGCAGCAGAAUAUCGUCGUCGUGUCACCGAGAGAGGAGAAGGAGGGCGACGACCCGCAGCUGAUGGACCCCGCUCGCUUGCGAUUCAGAACAAGGUGCAAUCUCUCCUAGGGGAAGCCACGCGACCCCCACCUCCAAAAACAGCCACGGGGUAUGGACGGUUUACCGAUGCCUCCGAGUCCGCUUUGCAGGCAAAGCAACCGGAAAUCCCGUCGUCUUCGCGGCCCAACAUGCGCACCACGGCGGGCGGACCCCCGCCUCCCCCACCGAAGGAUCGAUGGGAUGCGCCUUCCAGUUUACCCAAGCAGGAACCCUCCUUCACAGGGUACGCUUCGACGAAUCGUACGGGCCCGCGGCCGGCCGCACCGCCGAAACCCCAAAGCCUCCGAUCCGGGGCCACUGGCGCGGAUGCACCCGGUCCAGCCAGCCUUGAGCGAACUUCGUCGAUGCAACCAACACCCACAACUCCCGGCGAGGACUGGGAGGCGAACUUCAGCCGACGAUUCCCUAGUCUUUCGGGAUUGGAGAUGGUAGAGACGGAGAUUGAGAUCCCCAAGUUCCCUAGCGUGCGGACCAAGGAGGUGUAAUUUCCCGCAACAAUAUCAUUCAUUGUCCCUUUUAGCCACUCAUACACUUCUUCUUCUUCUUCUUCUUCUUCUUCUUGUUGUUUUUUAAUCAAGUUAUUCAGACAUCAGACAUUAGCCACUUAAUGCUGGAGUGGAAUUGCAUAUGUGCGUUUUCAGCAAUCGACCAGAUGAUAUUAUCUGUUGUGUCUGGCUAUGGCGCGAUCGUCGAUAAGACUCUUGUCACGGCUUAAUAUUGAGAGUGCGAUAUACAUAUCUGCAUAUGUACCUAUUAUAUAUAUAUUGAAUACUAGACGAAAUAAUAAUCCAGC
Aspergillus ochraceoroseus IBT 24754 is the source of this 3790-nucleotide messenger RNA. RefSeq names its product putative serine/threonine protein kinase. Bases 444 to 3482 code for a protein of 1012 amino acids. Lineage: Eukaryota; Fungi; Ascomycota; Eurotiomycetes; Eurotiales; Aspergillaceae. Gene Ontology annotation, molecular function: ATP binding; protein serine/threonine kinase activity. The record is from RefSeq and is a predicted model, not a curated record. The transcript has 3 exons. Gene Ontology annotation, cellular component: cytoplasm. Gene Ontology annotation, biological process: protein autophosphorylation; peptidyl-threonine phosphorylation; actin filament organization.